Messenger RNA from Trichoderma reesei QM6a, 435 nucleotides. RefSeq lists its product as uncharacterized. The transcript has 2 exons. The coding region runs from base 1 to 435 and encodes 144 amino acids. NCBI's taxonomy places the organism in Eukaryota, Fungi, Ascomycota, Sordariomycetes, Hypocreales, Hypocreaceae. The record is from RefSeq and is a predicted model, not a curated record.
AUGGCGUCAACCAAGACCGCAGCCCAGAAAUCAAUCUCCGAACACCUCACCGAAUGGGGCUCAUCAUCCCUGCCCCCAUCCCUCCUCGCAACCCUCAUCACAGCCCUCCACGCCCGCCCCCUCCAGGCCCUCCCCCUAACCCUCUUCACCCCUACCCUCCUCUUCUCCAGCUACCUCAACCUCUCCGGCUACCCCACCGCCAGCGCCGGCCUCACCGCCGCCUGGUCCGGCCUCUACGCCCUCCUCGCCCUGCGCAGACGACAGCCCUUGAGGGCAAAGUUUUCCAUCAGGGGCAUCGUCCGGGGCACCGCCGUCGGCCUGGGGGCGGCCAACUGCGUGGCUGGCGGAUGGGUGUAUUUGCAUGGGAGCAAAGAUCGGGACAGGGAGGAGAGGCUCAAGAGGAAUCGGUGGGGGCAGUUUGAGGAGAAGAAGUGA